Molecule: messenger RNA, 870 nt
Organism: Pseudomyrmex gracilis
Lineage: Eukaryota; Metazoa; Arthropoda; Insecta; Hymenoptera; Formicidae
Product: inosine triphosphate pyrophosphatase
Exons: 3
Coding region: 196-762 (188 amino acids)
Biological process (GO): nucleoside triphosphate catabolic process
Cellular component (GO): cytoplasm
Molecular function (GO): nucleoside triphosphate diphosphatase activity
Source: RefSeq, a predicted model, not a curated record
AAUUUUGCUGAAGCGCCGUGUAGGUAUCGACCGAAGAAAAAAAUACGUCCUCUCUAUAUUCUUGUAAAAGACAAGAUAAUAUAAGUUGGCAAGCAUUAUUAAAAGGUCAACGUUGCCAGAAUUACUACCACUUUAGCUUGUUGGUUAGGAACGAGUUGUAAAAUAAACGUAUCUCGAUAUUCUCAAUUAGGAAGGAUGUCGAAACCCAUAGUAUUUGUGACAGGUAAUGCAAAAAAACUUGAAGAAUUUAUUGCUAUUCUGGGAAAGAACUUUCCUCGACAAAUAACGAGUAAUAAGAUCGAUCUGCCCGAAUAUCAAGGAGAGAUAGAUGACAUUUGUCGAGACAAAUGUCGAGCAGCAGCAAAGUUAGUAAAGGGUCCGGUAAUAAUUGAAGACACGUGUCUUUGUUUCAAUGCAUUAGGAGGUCUUCCAGGACCGUACAUUAAGUGGUUUCUCGAAAAACUGGGCCCGGAAGGUCUUCAUAGAAUGCUUAACGGAUGGGACGAUAAAUCGGCAGAAGCAGUUUGCACAUUCGCUUAUUGUUCCGGCAACGAUGAGGUUCUUCUAUUCCAAGGUCGAACUCAGGGCACUAUUGUGAGUCCACGGGGACCUAGAGACUUCGGUUGGGAUCCUUGUUUUCAGCCCGUGGGUUACGAGAAAACUUAUGCGGAAUUGCCGAAAGAAGAAAAGAAUAAAAUUUCCCACCGCAGCAAAGCACUCGGAAACUUAAAAGAUUAUUUUAUGAAUAAUGAGAAACAUUAAUUUAUUUUAUAUUUGUGUGUGUAUACGUAUAUAUAUUGAUAAAAUUAUCAUACCUCUCACAUGAAUCUUUUAUUCGCAAAAACAUUUUCCUGCUUUCUUUUGCACCUU